UGUGUCAGAGUCAGCAAGUCUCUAACAUAUGGGCAUUAUCACAACUCUGAUUGUCCAGAUCUCUAUGUGCUGGUAGAGGAAAAAUAAAACUCUUGUGUGAGCUGUGAUGAAGGACUUGAAUAAACCAUGUUCACUCGGAAAGAAUAGCCUUCCAUUACUACAUUUGGAGCUGGUGGUCCAAGUCUUUUACUGAGAAUGACAUUAGGAACAGAAAUUACUACCCAUCUCCAGGCCUCUUCAUAUGCAGCAUCAGACCGAAACUUUUUGAAAUGGGACCUGUCACCAGAGCAAAUUAGAACAAAGACAGAAGAUCUGAUCAUGAAAACAAAGCAAGUGUAUGACAAUGUUGGAAUGCUUAAUUUUGAAAAAGUAACAUAUGAGAACACUAUGCAGGCUCUGGCCGACAUAGAAGUGGAGUAUACAAUGGAAAGAAGCAUGCUGGAUUUCCCGCAGCAUGUCUCAUCCAACAAAGAUGUACGCUCAGCAAGCACAGAAGCUGACAAAAGACUUUCUUAUUUUGAUGUGGAGAUGAGCAUGAGAGAAGAUGUGUUUCAGAGGAUUGUUUAUUUGCAGCAAACAUGUGAUCUUGGACAUCUAAAGCCUGAAGCUAAGCGAUACUUAGAGAAGUCAGUGAAAAUGGGAAAAAGGAAUGGACUCCAUCUUCCCAAAGAAAUACAGAAUGAAAUAAAGACCAUGAAGAAAAAAUUGAGUGAGCUGUGUAUAGACUUCAACAAAAACCUCAAUGAGGAAAACACAUUUCUCAUGUUUUCUAAGGAUGAACUUCAAGCCCUUCCUGAUGACUUUAUUAAUAGUUUAGAGAAGACUCAAAAGAACAACUAUAAAGUUACCUUAAAGUAUCCCCACUAUUUUUCUGUCAUGAAAAAGUGCUGCGUUCCAGAAACAAGACGAAAAAUGGAAACUGCCUUUAACACAAGAUGCAAGGAGGAAAAUACUAAAAUUCUUCAGCAGUUGCUUCCCUUAAGGGCAAAAGUAGCAGAGCUUCUUGGGUACAAUACUCAUGCCAACUUUGUACUGGAGGUGAACACUGCAAAGAGCAUGGAUAAUGUAACAACCUUUUUAGAUGAUUUAAGUAAGAAGCUAAAACCACUGGGUGACGAGGAGAGAGAGUUUAUUCUGGACUUGAAGAAAAAGGAGUGUGAAGAAAGAGGCUUUGACUAUGAUGGAAGAAUCAAUGCAUGGGAUUUACAUUAUUAUAUGAACAAGACAGAAGAGCUUAAAUAUUCCAUAGAUCAAGAGAAGCUUAAGGAAUACUUUCCAGUUGAGGCUGUUACACAAGGCUUAUUGAACAUUUACCAGAAGCUGCUGGGACUUGUGUUUGAGCAGAUAGAAAAUGCUCAUGUUUGGCAUGAGAGUGUUACUCUUUAUACAGUAAAAGACGAUUCAACAAGAGAAGUUUUAGGUCAGUUCUACUUAGACCUCUAUCCCAGAGAAGGGAAGUAUGGGCACGCAGCAUGCUUUGGUCUCCAGCCUGGCUGCCUACACUCUGAUGGCAGCAGAAUGAUGUCUGUAGCUGCUCUGGUGACCAACUUCACAAAACCAAUAUCAGAUCGCCCAUCAUUGCUGCAACAUGAUGAGGUGAAGACUUACUUCCAUGAGUUUGGUCACGUAAUGCACCAGAUAUGUGCGCAGACCAAUUUUGCUAGAUUUAGUGGAACUAAUGUGGAAACAGACUUUGUAGAAGUUCCUUCACAAAUGUUUGAGAACUGGGUAUGGGAAAAAGAAUCUCUACAGCAAAUGUCAAAACAUUAUAAAGAUGGGAGCCAGGUUGCAGAUGCUCUUCUUGAGAAACUUGCUGCCUCUAGAAUGGCCAAUACAGGUCUUUUGACUCUUCGUCAGAUUGUUUUGAGCAAGGUUGACCAGUCCAUUCAUACCAAACCAUCUGCUGACCCUGCAGAUGAAUAUGCCAAGUACUGCAUGGAGAUUCUGGGAAUUUCUGCAACCCCAGGAACAAACAUGCCAGCUACUUUUGGACAUUUGGCAGGUGGAUAUGAUGGCCAGUACUAUGGAUAUUUGUGGAGUGAAGUUUUUUCCAUGGAUAUUUUUUAUAGCUGCUUUAAACAAGAAGGAAUAAUGAAUCCAAAGGCUGGAAUGAAAUACAGAAACCUUAUCCUGAAACCUGGAGGAUCUUUGGAUGGGAUGGAUAUACUCCAAAAUUUCUUACAGCGUAAACCAAACCAGAAAGCUUUCCUAUCGAGUAAGGGACUGAAUACUCAAUGAAGCAACAGAUCCUUUGCAAUGGAUCAAGCAAGGCAGAAGAUCCAAGAUUGAGACUUGGGAGAGGUCUUUUGCUCCCAAGAGUGUUAUUGGAUGAGAGAUUUGCAUUGAUGACACUUUCAUCUUUUAUUUUUAUGUUAAACUAUCAUCAUGUACUGUAUAAUUUAAGAACUUCUCUUAAUUUUAGUUGUCUCUCCUGGGAGACAGGUGAAGAAGCUAAGAUCCUUGCUCUUCUAUCAUCUUCUAUUUUUUGUUGAUAUAAAGCUUUAUUCGAGGUCACCAUCCAUCUCCUUUUCAUUCUUUCUUACCACCACUAGCAGUCACUAGAAAGCAAUACUUGUACAAUUAUAAUAAUAUCAAUUGUUUUGUGAAGUCUUUCAUGAUAUAUAGAAAAAAACAAUUUAUGUCUCCAGUAAAUUUUAAUAGAUGGUGAAAAUAAAUCCAAGAAUGGUAUACAC
Molecule: messenger RNA, 2693 nt
Organism: Dermochelys coriacea (leatherback sea turtle)
Lineage: Eukaryota; Metazoa; Chordata; Testudines; Dermochelyidae
Gene: NLN
Product: neurolysin
Exons: 14
Coding region: 196-2238 (680 amino acids)
Biological process (GO): proteolysis; peptide metabolic process
Cellular component (GO): mitochondrial intermembrane space
Molecular function (GO): metalloendopeptidase activity
Source: RefSeq, a predicted model, not a curated record